Messenger RNA from Prosopis cineraria, 2329 nucleotides. Its product is annotated as phosphatidylinositol N-acetylglucosaminyltransferase subunit A. Gene Ontology annotation, molecular function: phosphatidylinositol N-acetylglucosaminyltransferase activity. Bases 542 to 1951 code for a protein of 469 amino acids. Gene Ontology annotation, biological process: GPI anchor biosynthetic process. Gene Ontology annotation, cellular component: glycosylphosphatidylinositol-N-acetylglucosaminyltransferase (GPI-GnT) complex. The transcript is spliced from 10 exons. The record is from RefSeq and is a predicted model, not a curated record. Lineage: Eukaryota; Viridiplantae; Streptophyta; Magnoliopsida; Fabales; Fabaceae.
UAAACGGCCGCUAAUUGCCAAACGCAAAUGUAAAAAUCGAAGAACUGUGACCGGCGCUCUUAGCACCAGCGUCUUCUCCAUUCCAUUUGUCGCCGGCGCCGCUGCAGUGAAGUCGAGGCUUGCGCUCUCCAGUGAAGUCGCCUCUAGUCCGUGAGUGAAGUGUGAGUCCGUGAGUGAAGUCGCUAGUCGCCUCUCGCUCGCGAGUCUCGCCUGUCGAAGUUCAAGACUCACCAUCAUCUCGGUUGAGUCGUUCUCGUCGGCUGGAGAACAACGGCGCAGGGAUGACAACGGUGGUCGGCUGGAGAGAAUAGGGGAUCGCGAGCUCAACUGUAGGGAGACGAUUGUACUGAGAGGGAGGGGGAGAAAGGGGGGGAGGGAGAUGGAGAGCAGUGAGGUUGAAGAGACAAUUGCACGGUGAGAGACAGAGGAAUGGGCAUUUGAGCGCAGGUCUCUGCUCUAGAUGAUCGUGUUCCUCCACACUCCACAGUCCAGUCCAUACUGCAAGUGUAAGUGUAAACUGUGAGGUUCUUGAAGCGGUUUAAUGGGUGAUCAUCAAAAGCAUAGAAUUCUAAUGGUUUCAGAUUUUUUCUAUCCCAACUUUGGUGGCGUGGAGAACCACAUAUAUUAUCUCUCCCAGUGCCUGUUGAAGUUGGGUCACAAGGUGGUGGUUGUAACACAUGCUUAUGGAAAUCGUUCUGGGAUUAGAUAUAUGACCAGAGGCCUGAAAGUCUAUUAUGUACCAUGGAGACCAUUCUUUAUGCAGAAUACGCUACCAACAAUUUAUGGGUUAAUGCCAAUUAUAAGGACCAUCCUCAUUCGAGAAAAAAUAACCAUAGUGCAUGGACAUCAAGCCUUUUCAACAUUUUGUCAUGAAGCUCUGAUGCAUGCAAGAACCAUGGGAUACAAGGUUGUGUUUACAGAUCAUUCACUGUAUGGCUUUGCUGACAUUGGAAGCAUCCAUAUGAACAAGGUUUUGCAGUUUACGUUGGCAGAUAUAAGUCAAGCCAUAUGUGUUUCACAUACAAGCAAGGAAAAUACUGUGUUACGGUCAGGUUUGCCACCAGAAAAGGUUUUUGUCAUACCUAAUGCUGUUGAUACUGCCAUGUUCAAGCCGGCAGAUGAGCGUCCCAGUAGAGAAGAGAUUGUUAUUGUUGUUAUAAGUCGAUUGGUUUACCGGAAGGGUGCUGAUUUACUUGUUGAAGUCAUUCCAGAAGUGUGCCGCUUAUAUCCCAAUAUGAUUGAAUUGGAAGAGGGGAGAAGUCUUCAGACUGUCAUAUUAUGGUCAUGCUCAGAAUAUAAUGAGGUCCGUUUCAUUAUUGGUGGGGAUGGAGCAAAGCGGGUGCGGUUGGAAGAGAUGAGAGAAAAGCAUUCUCUUCAAGAUCAAGUUGAAAUGUUGGGAGCUGUGCCACAUGACCAAGUUCGUUCUGUUCUAAUAACUGGGCAUAUCUUCUUAAACAGUUCCUUGACGGAGGCAUUUUGCAUAGCCAUAUUAGAGGCUGCUAGUUGUGGAUUGUUAACAGUUAGCACUAGAGUUGGAGGUGUUCCUGAGGUUUUGCCAGAGGACAUGAUUGUUUUGGCGGAACCUGAUCCUAGUGCUAUGGUGCAAGCAAUUGGUAGAGCAAUCUCUAUGUUGCCAGAGAUUGAUCCACAAGUCAUGCACAAGAGGAUGAGGGAGCUCUACAAUUGGCAUGAUGUUGCCAAAAGGACUGAGAUUGUAUAUGACAAUGCUCUAAGGUGCUCCAAUCAAAAUCUGCUGGAACGUCUUUCACGGUACCUGUCAUGCGGAUCAUGGGCAGGCAAGCUCUUUUGCUUAGUUAUGAUUGUUGGCUUUUUGUUAUGGCGUCUAUUGGAACUAUGGCAGCCUGCAGAUGAGAUUGAGGUGGUGCCAGAUGUUAUUCUUCCCGACAGCCACCAUGAAGAGAUUUUACAUCAAUCAAAGCCAAUGAGAUGAAGAGCACGAUACAAUAAUGUUGGAGUAAAUCCUAUAUGCUUUUUCUUGAGUUUUAUUAUUGAAAUUAUAGGGACAUCUCUUUCAUUUUCAAUAACUUGUACAUACCUCUCAUGAAACAAGAAUAUAAACCACAUAGCUUCUUUUAAAGUUAAGCAAUCGAAAUUUCUUCUAAAAACAAGGAAUAUUUAGUACAGGUAUUUUCCGUGCUUGUUUGUUUAUCAUUACAUGAAUGAAUAUUUAUUUUAUUUUCUAGGAAAGUUUAGAAUUUUAUUAAAUUUAUUUUAUUUUUUGUAAUUAUUUUAUUGUGAAAUUAGGUUCUUUAACCUAAUUUUAAAUUAGGUUUUUGAGGUUCAUGUUAGUGUUACUUUAAUUAUUGCA